UUCGUCGUUCUCGGAUUUGUGGCGCGCUCGCGAGUGCUGUACUGGUGGUGAUUUCCGAGGGUUGUAUGUGCGCGGCUGUGCGAUGCGAUGAGUGAGCAUGUUGCGUUGUGCGAGGAGGCCGGCCGGCGGAGGCACGUCCUGCGGUUUGUAGGUUGAUGGCUCGGCGGCGAGUAGCCGGGCGUCAGUCGGUCGCCGGGCCGCGGAGAGCCGGGCGCGCGUGUGCGAGAUAUGGCGCCCCGCGGCGGCCGGUGAGGCGCCGGCCCCGCCGACCGCCUCGGGUCGACGGGCCAGCCAGCCCAGACGGGCACACGUCCCACCAUGUCCUUGCUCAGCGUCACAGUAAAAAAGGCGCGCUAUGUUGGUAUUCAAGCUACACAGUUCAACACAUACGUGACACUCAAGCUGCAGAAUGUCAAGUCGACGACGGUGACAGUGAAGGGUCCAACUCCAUGCUGGGAGCAAGACUUCCUUUUUGAAAUAAACGACAUCAACCUGGGCCUCCUGAUAGAAGUGUGGAACAAAGGUGUCAUUUGGGACCGCGCACUUGGCUAUCACUACCUGCCGCUUACAUCUGUUGCUUAUGACGAGCAAGAGUGUGGCGGUCGCUGGGUGGAAUUGGAGGCACAGUUGAUGAUGCGCGGCGGCGCCGUGGUCGGCACCACCGGACCCACGGGCCAUGCGCUUCUGCUCGACUGCAGAUUUGAACCGCCUUUUGACGCCGAAGGCACUGGCGGUGCAGAUCUGCAGCGAAAACUGGACCUACUAAAUGGUGCGCUUGAUGCGGAGCGGGCUGAACAGGCUCGGCGGCAGCUGCAGUACGUCGCACAUUCGGGUUACUCAGAGGACUCGGACUACACGUCCGACCUCAACUUCCCGGUGGGCCAGCACGCCAACUGCAGCGCGUCGCAGUUCAGGAACGCGGCGCAUCAAAUGCAUACGCCACAGAGAUCUUUGGAGGCGUCCAGGGAAAAUUCGUACGAGAGAGAGGAAUACCACUUGCACGGCGACACUGACCCUUUGUAUUAUAAUAGUCAACCUAGGACUAAUAGAAUAGACACAUGGUCACAGUUGCACGCGCAAGCGAGUGUUGAAUCCGCUAUAUCAUGGCGGACAGCCGCCGACUGGCAAUCGGGAGAAGAUCAUCGGAGGCCAAGUCUCGAGAGACAGAAUACGUUGUAUGAUGAUAGCAUAGGCUACGGGUAUGAUGCCUACACAACUAGUACGCACAUUAGGGACCACUCACAUUUAUCGCAGCAAGCCAGCUACGAAGAGUACUACGACGCUACGAGCUACCCGUACCCGUUCGAGCCGCCGCCGUGGGAGCAACGCUUUCUCUACGACGACUGUGGCCUCAACCCCAUCGAGUAUGAGAACAUUAUCAACAAACGACGCUCGUCAGUCGUGCAGCUGCCGCAGAUGCCUCCGAAACAAUUACCGCCUUCGUCUCGAUAUUCAGACUACAAUGAAAUGGCGCCGUACAGACCGCGGCCGCGACGUACCGCGGCCAGUCUGCCGGCUACGCCAUCGUCAACGCCAAAGCGGGGUCGCGCGCUGCCCGUGCCGCCGGGCAGCGAGUCGGGCUGGAGCCGCCGCGGCCGGCGCCUGCCGCGCCCGCCCGCGCAGCGGCAGCAGCCCGUACCACCUGCUAGCUAUACUAAUGUGCCUUACACGCAAGAAACCGAGAGAACGGUACCCGACGUUAGUAAUUUCGGUUACCAAACUUAUGGGUUUCAAAAAUACCAAGACACUGCCAUUGAACAGUAUCCAGAUAAUAAUUAUACUGCAAGCGAUGAAGAUGGAAUGCAACCUUUCUUUAAUGAGACUCCUCAUGCGACGCCCUCAGCAACUACAGCACAAAAGACGACAUGGGGAGAGACGGAGAGUUCAGCACAGUUUUCAUACACGGUUACGGAAGAAGACAAUACAUACAUAUCGACAACUGCGCCUUCAAAAUAUUCAUUUGUAGAACCACCGGUUACGACGAAACAAGAAGUUUAUCACGAUGCAAACUAUCAAACGUUCGAUUCACAAUAUAACGAAAAGCAACAAUAUCAAUCGUUCGACACACAAAAUCAGUUUUACACCGAUGAUCAAAGUCAAUACCUGGAUCAAAAGCAAGACGCGCAAUAUCCAGAACAAUUUAAUCAACAGUAUAAAGAAGGACAAAUAACAAAUCUGAAGUAUGAACAACAACUUAAUUAUCAGCGAGAACAAGAUAUCUAUAAAAAGCAACAGGAUCAAUUUCAAGACAACCAAUUUAUGCAACAAAGAGACCAAUAUCAUCAACAAGAACAGCAAUAUAAAUCACAACAAGAUCAAUACCAUCAGCAAGACCAGCAGCAGCAGAAAGACUUUCAUUAUCAACAGCAAUAUGAACAACAACAACAGCAUAAUGAACAGCAAAAACUACAGCAGUUUCAACAUCAACAGCACCAACAAUAUGAUAUACAACAGCAGCAGGAAUAUGACAUGCAACAGCAGCAGCAAUAUGAUAUGAAACAACAGCAGCAAUAUGAUAUGCAACAACAACAUCAACAACAACAACAACAAUUGGAGUUUGAAAAACAGCAGCAAAAUCAAGAACAAUUCCGGCAGCAGCAACAUCAGCAGCAAAUGCAACAGCAGCAACUUCAGCAGCAGCAACUUCAGCAGCAGCAGCAACAGCAACAACAAGCGCAACAACUUCGUCAACAGCAACAAGAACAGCAACAGAAACAGCCCACACAACAAUUACAAGCAACGAUGCUUACCGGUGCUGCGACGUUAGGCUCGCUAAUGGCCGGAGGAGCUAAAAAAUUAGGAAGCUUUUUCGGCGCAGCUGCAGCAGCUGUAGCGCCCCCUACAGUUACUCAGCCUCCUCAAGCUGCGCCAGUGACUACGGCUCCUGUAAGUCAAUUCACUUCUGUUGCGACACCCGCAACAACUGUGACGACAUCAGCUCCGCAAGCUACGGAAACUGUUGCAGAAGUAACGCAACCAUCAGUGACAAGUGCGACGACUACUGCACCGACAUUACCGCAGACGCCAUCGUUAAGAAGGCAGGAGUCGAUACAGCGGCCGUCGGUCCGACGGACACGGACGCUACCAGAAGCCCCAGACGACUUUACGUCAAGCUUCGAUGAAAGUGCCUACGAGGACGAGUACCAUAAGACUGAUUUAGAUCAAGUAGAGCGCGAUAGGACGUCUUUAGAUAGGUAUCGUGAAGAAGAUUAUCCUCAUGAUGCGAUUGCUGAAGACGUCCCUCAGGAAAGGAGGAUAUCUGAUGAACAAGCACCUAGUAUACAAAAGACUGUAUCACCCCCAAGGACCGGUUCAAUUACAAGAAAACCCUCUGUUGAUAGCUAUCAUAGUCAAACACCAUCUGUUCUUGACCGAAAAACUUCACAAAGUUCGUUUGCGUCACAUCAAGAGGAAAAACUUUCUAUAACUACCACACAAGAAGAAUCAAUCGAAAAGUCAAAAGUAACAUUCCAAGACGAAAGAACAACAUACCACGAAGUGCCAGAUGAAAACACAUUCGAACGACAGGAGUCCUUCGACGAGCAGGGCACAGAGUUCCAAGAUGACGAGCAAUUCCAAGACGAAGCUUACAGAGACGAGAAGUUCGAGGAAUCAGAACAAUUCCAAGAACCAGAGGAGCAGUAUCAAGAAGAAUUCCCAGAAGAAAGGCAGGAUGAAGUCGUGUUCGAACCUGAACAACCAAAGCUGACGCCGAGACAGAGAUGGCAUAGAGCUUACAACAAAAUCGUGAUGCAGCUGAACGGUUUGACAACAUUGCGUAAGCGAUGGCGGCGGAAGCGCGCGAGGACGCCGUAUCGCUAUCCUGCGGGCGACCGUGGCCCUAAUGUUCGCGUGGCGCGUGAGCCUAUCAGCAAUUUAUAUGCAAAUUAA
Messenger RNA from Colias croceus (clouded yellow), 3891 nucleotides. Its product is annotated as myb-like protein K. The record is from RefSeq and is a predicted model, not a curated record. Gene Ontology annotation, biological process: dense core granule priming; neuromuscular junction development; presynaptic dense core vesicle exocytosis. Lineage: Eukaryota; Metazoa; Arthropoda; Insecta; Lepidoptera; Pieridae. Gene Ontology annotation, molecular function: calmodulin binding; diacylglycerol binding; syntaxin-1 binding. The transcript has 18 exons. Gene Ontology annotation, cellular component: presynaptic membrane; plasma membrane; presynaptic active zone cytoplasmic component. The coding region runs from base 319 to 3891 and encodes 1190 amino acids.